This is a messenger RNA of Falco peregrinus (peregrine falcon), 2167 nucleotides long. It is a transcript of the gene TEPSIN, whose product is annotated as TEPSIN adaptor related protein complex 4 accessory protein. The coding region runs from base 55 to 1704 and encodes 549 amino acids. The transcript has 13 exons. Lineage: Eukaryota; Metazoa; Chordata; Aves; Falconiformes; Falconidae. The record is from RefSeq and is a predicted model, not a curated record. Gene Ontology annotation, cellular component: trans-Golgi network membrane.
UCGGGGGGCGGAGCCACGAGGUCACUGCCGGGCAGGGCCGGCGCCGGGAGUGUCAUGGCGGCGCCGUUGAGAGACCGGUUGAGUUUUCUGAGCCGGCUGCCGGUGCUGCUGAGAGGCACGGCAGACGACGACGUCCCCUGCCCCGGGUACCUCUUUGAGGAGAUCGCCAAGAUCUCCCACGAGUCGCCCGGCAGCAGCCAGUGCCUGCUGGAGUACCUGCUCCGCCGGCUGCAGAGCAGCUCCUGCCGCGUCAAGCUGAAGGUGCUGAAGAUCCUGCUGCACACAUGUGCCCAGGGCUCCCCCCAGUUUGUCCUGCAGCUGAAGCGGAAUGCCUGCUUCAUCCGGGAGGCAGCAGUGUUCACUGGGCCCCCAGACCCCCUCCAUGGCAACAGCUUGAACCAGAAGGUCCGGGCAGCCGCACAGGACUUGGCCAGCAUUCUCUUUUCGGACACGCCACUGCCCCAACCUGCUGCACUGCCUGCCCGUUCCCUGCCUCCCGUGGGCAUGGGCUCCAGCCCCAGCCCCUGCAGCUCCUUGCAAGGAUUUGGCUUCAGCAGCGAGAAAAACGUCUCCACUUCGAAGGGGGAAGCCCUGAUCAGCACCAUCCAGCGAGCAGCGGAAGCAGUGGCCCACGCCGUCCUCCCCUCCCCGGAGGGGCCCCGGCCUUGCCACAGGGAGCUCCACGAGGACGCCUACCAGCCCGUGAGAGCCCCCUCACCGGCCAGGAGCCCGGCUGGGACUGUGAAGCCACCAGCAGCCACUGCAGCCCACAGCACCCGAGUGAGCCACCAGCCGGGGCUGGCCGGGGGCGGCUGGGAGGAGGCAGACAGUGGGCACAGCUCCCAGGACUCCUCGCAGGGGAACGGCGAGCUGAGCCGCACCUCGGACUCCUGCAGCAAAUCAGGCAGCGACAGCCAGUCCGGGGCCAGCCGGGAGCUGGCCCACGUGGCUGAGAGGGUGGACGCUGACAGCCUAGGCGACUGUGUGCAGGAGGUGAGCCUUGUGUCGGCGCUGACCCGCGGUGCCAGGGUCUUCCUCACCGGGGAGGAAGCACAGCACUUCGUCAAGGAGUGCGGGCUGCUGAACUGCGAGGUGGUGCUGGAGUUGCUUGGCCGUGCGCUGGAGGACCCCAGUGACACCGUCCGCAUGCGGUCCAUGUGCGCCAUCUCGUCCCUCAUGUGCUCCGACCUGCUCUCCCUGGAGCAGAUCCUUGCCGGCACACGGCAGCACCUGCAGCAGCUCAGCCACGGCAGCCCCGGUCCUGUUGCCAACCGGGCAACAAAGAUCCUGCGGCAGUUCGAGGCACUCUGCAGUGGCCAGACCCCCCCGACGGCGUGCCCAGGUGCGGAGCCCCGCGCCCUCGCCCUGGUCUCAGCCCCGGGCACCGGUGACCUGCUGGCGGGCAUCGCCCCCCUGGGCGGCGAGGGCAUCCUCACCCCGCUGAGCCUGGCCUCGCCGCCCGCGGCAGCGGAGACCCCCGCGCAACGCGGGGCCGCGGGACUGGGCUGUACCUGCGGGGGACCUGGCACGGCGGGUGCCGCUGAGCCCCCCCGCAGCCCGUCCCUCUUCGCGGGCAUGGAGCUGGUGGCACGGCCGGGCGCAGAGCGGGGCCCCCCCGAGCCGGUGCCGCCGCAGCCGCGGGACGCACGGGCGGGCGCCGGGAGCCGCGGGCAGCGCUCGGCCUUCGCCUUCCUCAACAUGUAGCUGCUGGGGGGCCCCGGGGGGCUGCGGGGCUGCGCCCACCCGCGGGGCCGGUCCUGCCAUGGCCCCCCCGGGGCUCCCUGCGGGUGGGCAGCUGCCCCCACCCCUGGCUCGGCAGGGACAGGGGCCCCACGCCCCCCAGCUCCCCUUCAGCACCGAUCAGAGCAGCCCCCCCAGAGGCGAGGGGAGGGGGCUCCCGGGGGGCGCGGGGGGGGGGUUACAGCGUCCCUCCCACGGGCUGUGCUGCCCGGGGCCCCCGGUAUCCCGGGGGAGGGGCGCGGCUGCGGCACCCCCCGCUUGGCGGGGUUGAGCUGGGGGCGGGUUGGGGACCCCGGCAGAACCGGGGGGGGGUCCUGCGUGACCCGCAGCCGCCAGCCCGCAGCGGCUGUGGGGCUGGGGGGAGAACACGCCGUCCCAGUGGGGCCGGCACCCACCAAUAAACCCCACAGUCGAGUCUGGGAACGUG